AUGAGCCAGCCAACUAGCAGUUCCGCGCCGUCUCGGCGGCGCCAGACGGCACUGGCCGUUAUAGACGCCUACAACUCGUGGACGAUGGAGAAGAUCAUGGCCGUCCGCAGCGACGACUGCAUCACCCAGGUUCUGCCCAAGUCCCUUGGUCGUCCAGCCAUGGACAACGCAGCCUACGAAGUUUUCUUUGCAGGGAUGCUGCCGCACUUCCGCGACUUCAAGGUCGAGGUGAACGAAGUGUUCGAGGACGAUCGCGCCAACAACGUGGUGCUGUGGGCGCGCAGCACGGCGACCACCGACAUCGGGCCCUACGCCAACGAGUACAUGCUCAUCUUCCACUUCAACGAGGCGGGCGACAAGGUCACGCGCUUCUUCGAGUGGGUCGACUCGGCGAAUACUCAGGCUUUCUUUCCGAAGCUGCGGGAGCAUGUUGCGCGGAAGCAGGCUGAGGGGGAUGUUUAG
Messenger RNA from Anthostomella pinea, 462 nucleotides. The record is from the annotation of a GenBank genome assembly. Lineage: Eukaryota; Fungi; Ascomycota; Sordariomycetes; Xylariales; Xylariaceae.